AUGUGGAAACGGUGGAUCAGAUGGGGAGAGAAAGGGAGGGGGAAAAAAUCAAAAAUGGGUCAUCGGCCGUGGGCGAUUCUGUGUCGCGAGAGACGGGCGUCUCCUGGACAGGACAGACUAUUCGCGUGGGAGAGGGUGCCUGAAAGGUCUGCAAGGGGCCAGCCAAUACCCGCCCACCACGCCGGCUUUGUUUAA
Molecule: messenger RNA, 195 nt
Organism: Penicillium oxalicum
Lineage: Eukaryota; Fungi; Ascomycota; Eurotiomycetes; Eurotiales; Aspergillaceae
Exons: 1
Coding region: 1-195 (64 amino acids)
Source: RefSeq, a predicted model, not a curated record